UGCAGCAAUGACGCAUCAAAACCACCAAACUAACGGCGCCAGUUUGGAGGAUUGCCAUACAAAUUUUUUCGCCUUGACCGAUCUUUGCGGCAUAAAAUGGCGUAAAUUGGUUAUAGGUGAACGACCGAAUGCGUCCAGUGAUCCACUGGAUGAUCCAGUAUUGCGUUCUUAUUCUCGAUGUUUAGCGGCCGAUAUGUUGUGCGUAUGGCGGCGUGUAGCCGCCAUAAAAUCGGAACCGUCCGGUGCUUUAUACGACAUAAGUUUACCGGUACCGGGUUCCUCAGGGAAUGGAUAUGUUGUCCAUCCACCCCUGUCGCUGAAUGCCGCUAAAGAACUAUGGAUCUUUUGGUAUGGCGAGGAGCCAGACCUGACUGACCUUGUCGUACCGGAACUCCUUAAAGCUAAUGAAGGCAGUGAACAAGGAUCGUGGGAAAGCGCCUUAUCUUAUGAAUGCCGUUCUCUACUCUUCAAAGCGUUACAUAAUCUCAUUGAAAGGAGUCUUCUGUCGCGAGAUGUUGUCCGCCUUGGCAGGUGGUUUGUUCAGCCGUGUUCGGGUGGCGACCGAGCAUCAGGCAAAAGCUCCCAUCACCUGUCCUUUUCAUUUGCAUUCUUCGUUCACGGCGACAGUACAGUAUGUGCUUCGAUGGAUCUUCGAGAGCAUCCGGCAGUGCGCCGUCUGACGCCAGAAUAUAUUGCAGAGGCGCAGCAGACGGCAAAUGGUGGCGGCAGCGUCGAGGUGCGUCCGAAGCCCGUCAUCCUGGCACCGUUUGGACUGUCGGCGACCUUGACGGGGCAGACUUUUAGAUCUGGCUCAAUGGAUCCUGUCACCCAGAAAGCUCUCGAUGACUGGUGCGCUUUCUAUCCACUCAAUACAAAUGGCAAGGAUAAUUCUGAUCUUCCGUUGAUGGUUGAAGUUGUAUCAGGCGGAAUAAAGUUACGUUACCCAUCGAAAUAUGUCCUAGUCACGGAUAUCGAUGAGAAUACAUUGGUUCCGGGGAAGGUGGUGUCAACGGGAGGAACUCAAGGAGGGCUAAUGAAUGGUGGUAAUGUUGAGAAAUGUUUAAUGACGACGGCACAUCAAGGUUUAGUGUCACCAAAUAGUGUUGAGAGUGAAAACAUAUCGCAUUCUCUGCCGGAUAUGGGAUUCAGUCACAAUGACUUGGGGAAUCCUCUCAGUAUGCACCUGGCACCAUCUGUGGCAACGGUGCUGCCAGAACGUGUCUGGCAGGAUUGUAUCACCAAUCCAUUGGCACAGAGUGUCACAGGUGGAUCGGUUACAAGUACCACAUCCACUUGUAGCAAUAUUGUGCCAAUUUCAUCCACUUCACCGAGUGGUAGUAGCAGCAGUAGCAGCAGCAGCAGUAGCAACAGCAGCAGCAGCAAUGGAUCCACAGGUGCUGGAGGUGGAAAUGCACCAGGAUCUUCCGGUGGGAUUACGAUAAAGCAGGAGCCUGGAGAAGUAGGUGCAACACCACCAUCAAAUGGUGGAAAUGGCAAUAGUGACGUGGGAAUUUCAGGUCCAAGUUGGACCUUUACAGAUCCAACUCAGAAGGCAUCCUGCACUUGUCUUCGGUGUAGAAAAAUGACUGGACGAUCGUCGACAUCUAGUAAAUCGAGUGGUCGAACGGAUAAAGGAGCUCGCCUGAAUCGAGUUCUCUUCCAUCGGCGACCCAAUUCGGUAAUGUUACAUGGAUCUGGUGGUUGUCUACCUGGAUCAACACUACCAUUCAUGACGUCGUCCUCAGUCACAACGCCGUCGUCGUCGUCGUCCCCGACGGGCGCCACUGUAACAAAUGCCGGCUCAUCUGCCCUAAACAGCGGCGGCAAAGAUGCUUCCGCUUCCGUCACUUCCACACCAGCCAGUCAAAGAGCUGGAAAUCAACAGCAGAGUCAUCCAUCAUACCCAAGACAUUCUUCACUGGCUGAAUCUCUUGUACCAAUACCGUCCGUCGGAUCUCCUGGCAGUGCGGGACCAUCACCUCAUCCUAAUUCAACACAGUCACAACCAACAUCUGUUCCAUCAGCAGAUCAGAUGCUAUCAACCAUAUCACCACAUCCACCGUCAUCCGUGAGCGCCAUUGUUCAGCCACCGACUCCCAGUGAGGCGCACCUGGACAAAAAUACACCAGCAGCUACGCCAACGGAUCAACACGAUGCCAAAGCCGUGGCAUCGCCAUAUCAGCAGCAACAGCAACAAUCAAUAUCUGGUGAUAUGACAGUGUCAACACCGACGUCCAUGAGCACAGCAUCGGGUACGGCGGCCACAGUGGCCGGCACAGCAAAUUGUCACACAACAUCGUCCUUUGGGACAACACCCAAGCAUAUGACAAACUUAAGUGAGCAGCAGCAGCAGCAGAUGCUGCAAGUGAAAAAAAUUGACUCAACAGGCAGUCUCAAGAGUAACAAUAUUCUCAGUAACAGUGGUAGCAUAAAUAGUAAUAUCAAUAACUUAAGUGUUAAUAACAGUGCUAGUAAUAAUUUAAGUAAUAACAAUAGUGGAAUUAUUAGUGGUAAUAGCAAUAGUUUUGUGUCAUCACUGAAAAGACCACAACUCUGUUCGAAAGACUAUGAAAAUAUCAUUGAUGAUGACUACGUGCCACACCAAUUGCUCUAUGAUUAUUCAACAUGGGAAGCAUGGCUCAAUCAUCCAGUGAAACGGUACAAACCCAACGAAGAAUCAAAACCAAAUCAAAGUUAUGAUUUGUAUGCGGGACGAACAUAUUCCUCCCAGCCCCAUUUUCCACCAUCAACCCUGACUGGCUUGGCGUCACCAUCGGCAAUUGAGGGUCAGGUGAUGAAGAGUACGGCUAGUGGGAUCGGAAGCGUCGGCGCCACUGGGUGUGGAAGUGUGGGUGGGGACGAGGAGGCGGCUUCGCCACUGCUUCAGGCGCAUGAAAUCAAAAAGGAGGCUUCCGAUGUGGGUGAUGGAGCUGGAAAAGAGGUCAAAUGUCUCACUGAGAACCUCUUUACCAGUGAAGGUCUUCAGGCUUCCUACAAGGAUCUGGAUCAAAUUUUUGACAGUUCCGAUGAAACUUCCAACGAUGAAGCUAUACCUGUGAAUGUGCAUACGCCGCCCGGAUCAAAUAAAUCAAUGGGUGGAAUGGAUGAGAAACGAUGUAUAAGUUCGUGCAAUCCAAGCACUGGGGGCAUCCGACCGUAUGGCAAUGAGGAACUAUCGAAGAUGUUCCCAACACCGCCAAGUCUCGAGCAUCAUCCAAAUUCAAGUCCAUGCGGUGGAGCUCUCUCAGAUGUCCCCAUGACGGAUAUUCACAGUCCAAAGUUGAAAUUGGAAAAUUAUCCGAAUCUCGGAAGUCCCAGUGAUGAGCCCAUCGAAGAUUGGACUUAUGUCUUUGUCCCGCCGAAUAUGUCAAAAUUUGUUGGUUCUUCUAAAUAUGCACCAUUGUCGAAUUUACCAAGUCAAUCUCUUUUACCUGUUACCCUGCCCAUGACGGCUGUGUACAAGCCAUCGUGGCUGAAGCAGCAACAAUUGACAGGAAGUGGAGUCAGUUCAGGUGUUACCACAGGAAUGGGAAGUGGGAAUAGUAGUUCUGGUGGUGGUAAUUCUGGGGGUACAAUGGUGAAGCAGGAGAGAAUAGAACCACCAUUGUCUACACCAACAACACCUGCAAUGCCAACACCACCGAAUCCCAUGUCGAGACCAUCGUCAGUGGGAUUACUGGGUGGACCGACGAGUAUGAUGGCAGGUGGAGGAGGAGGAGGAGGAGGAGGUGGAGCAGGAGGAGGACCUCCACCGCCUCCGCCACCCACAAUCAUGACGCCAAAUGUGAUGAUGCCAAUGGGGAUGAAUAUGCUGGCCAAUGGAAACUAUGGCCAGGGUCCACCAAUGCAGGGUCAUCCGGGUGGAAUGCUUAAACCAGGUAUGUCACCCAUAUCACCAGCCACAGGACAAUUUCCCACCGUUGGCAGUCCAAUGCAUGGUCUUCAGCAUCCAUUCAGACGUACACCAAUCCCACCGCCACCGCCAUAUGAACUGGCCAUUGCUAGUCCUGCCACAUCCACCAGUAGCUAUCUCAAUAAGCAGUUCAAUUCGGAGGAUCCGGCAACGCCAUCCAUGGGACCAAGGGGAACACCAGAAGCCAAUGCUCUCCUGGUCAAUGUUCUGCUGUACGAUACCCUGCUCAAUGUUUUCCGUGAUCACAAUUUUGACAGUUGUACGAUAUGUGUGUGCAAUGCGGGAAAGAAGUGUGUUGGGAAUAUCCGGGGAUCGGACAGUGGAGUGUAUUUAGCCCUUCCGGGAACAUCAUUUGCCUCCAUGACAUCAGCUCUGGGCAAUAGUAGUGUUUACAGUGGUGGUGGAAAUAGUGGAUUUGGUCUUGAUUCUCCAGCUGCCAUGACGGGCGGUGGGGGCAGUGGUGGUGGUGGUGGAGGAGGGAAUGGACAUCAGAAUGGGUACUUCGAUGAGGAUCCCAUUAAGUGUCAGUGUGGAUUUAGUGCAGUGAUGAAUAGGAGAUUGGCACAUCGGGCAGGAUUGUUCUAUGAAGAUGAAAUGGAAAUUACAGGGAUGGCUGAAGAUCCGAGUUGUCACAAGAAACGUUCCCUCCUCACGAUAAUCCUUGGUCAGUCGAGUGGUGUUGAUGAUGGGGGUCCGGGAGUGAAUGCAGUUGGUGGUGAGAUGGGUAAGGAAGUGAUGGUGAAGCAAGAAGCCAAAUCCAAUGAUGGAGGAGGCCCAGGAGGAGGAGGAGGAGGAGGAAAUGGUGGGAAUUCAAGUGGAAAUUCAAGUAACUGUGAUAAUAUGCCGCUGAUACUGAUGGAUUUGCUCCGGGAACAGUGUGCAGUAGUACAAAGUUCAUCAAAUUCCAUACAGCGUGCAAUAAAGUGUUUCCGGGGUCUUGUAGCAACGUCCACAGUAUCCAAUAUGACAACAUCACCAAGUAGCAUAACGAUAAAUGUCCUAGACUACAGUGAUGCUCAGGAUGUGAUUAGUUUGGCCCUUGAACAGGGUCGAAUAGCAUUUGAGACGAAUAUUCUGUGUAAGAUGGAAAUGGAUAGUCACUAUUCAAAUUCACGUCUUGCCAUGAUAUCUCAACCGCCCAAUAAGACCAGUCUGAGUGUGCACAAGUGGCCGUAUGUGAGGGCCAGUGGUCCGAGAAGCAAUCAGGAUAUUGUGAGGAUAAUGAAGUCAAUGCAACCACUCCUUCAGGAUGCCUUCCAUAAAAAAUGCACCACACGUCUCUGGGAUGCUCCGUAUACGGUACAGGGACCACUGACCUGGCGACAGUUUCAUCGUCUGGCCGGACGUGGAACUGGUCAGUGUGAACCUCAGCCAAUUCCUUCGGUUGUCGUUGGUCAUGAGAAAGAUUGGCUCUCUGUUGCACCCUAUGCCAUUCACUACUGGGACAAGCUACUUCUCGAGCCAUAUUCCUAUGCUCGAGAUGUGGCGUAUGUUGUCAUUACGCCCGACAACGACGCCGUAGUGACGCGCGUGAAGACCUACUUCAAAGAACUCAGCACAACCUACGAAAUGUGCAAAUUGGGCAGGCAUACACCGAUCAAAGGCUGGGAAGGACUCCUUCGAGUUGGGAAAAAUGUGAAAAAUCUAUCAGCCCUUCCUGGUCUCACACCAAAUGCCAGUAUCAAUGACACAAUAGAUGAAUGGUUUACAUUGCUUGGUGAUAGCAAAAUGAGUGAAAAUUUGAAAUUCUAUGCUCAAGCAUGUCAAGUGCAAUUGGUGCCGUAUCUCAAUAAAGUGCUAUCGGAUAAGAGUUUACUGGAUCCACCAGAAGGUGCUAGUAGUAGUUCAAUUGGAAGUGGAAAUCUCAGUAAGGAUCGUUCACUGCCAAGUCCAAUGCCACCACCAAAUACCCCUGAAUCAUCACAGACAUCAGAUAAGGCACCGAGUACACCAAAAUCUGACAAUGAUUGUGAAAAUCAACGUGAAUCUCUCAAUGCAUCAAGUUCAACACCGACAAAUCAUUCGGAUCCAUUGGGAUCAUCUGAGGAUGAUGAGAUCAAUCCACCUUGUAUUGUUGUGUAUAUCGUUGAACCCUUCACAUGCCUAUCGGAUACAUCAGAUAGGCAGAGAUUGGCUGUGCUGGCGCUCCUUAGGUGCUACUCAAACAUUCUAUCAUCCGUGCCAGAAGGCAUCAGGAGUAACAUUCAAUUCCAGCUUAUAUCGCAGGAGAGCAUCAUGGAACUGGGACGAAGUCGUGAUCAGCUUCGGUUUAGCGAUGAGAUGCGAUGCUUAGCACUGAGUGUUUUCUCUCAGUGUCGACGAUAUCUCACGCAUACGAGCAAUGUGAAGAGUUUGACGGGUUUCGGAACAGCAGCCAAUAUGGAGCUUUUCCUUAAGAAUAAAGAUGAGAAGAAUCGUGAACCGUAUAAACUCUACACUCCGCCCUAUAUCCUGGCGGCACAGCAUGAGAAGAGUGAGAAUGCUGAGUUGUUUGGAACUGCAAGUAUUGAGCAGCAGUCAUCGGUGCUGUACUGCAGCUAUUGUCUGUCAGAGGAUCAGAGUUGGCUGUUGGCUGUGGCAACGGAUGAACGAGGUGAAUUGCUGGAGACGGUCACGAUAAACAUUGACAUUCCCAAUAGGAGACGACGAAAGAAGGCGUCAGCUCGUCGAUUGGGACUGCAGAAAUUGAUGGAUUUCAUCUUGGGUGUGAUAUCACAGAGUGUUCAACCGUGGCGUCUUGUUGUUGGUCGUAUUGGUCGGAUAGGGCAUGGUGAAUUGAAGGGAUGGAGUUGGUUGCUGAGCAAACAGAAUCUCCUAAAGGCAUCGAAGCAACUCAAAGACAUUUGUAAACAGUGCUCUCUUCAGUAUCCACAUGCAGCUCCAAGUAUCCUCAGUGCAUGCCUCAUCACUCUCGAACCAGAUUCAACAUUGCGCGUGAUGCCAGAUCAAUUUACACCGGAUGAACGAUUCAGUCAGAUCUCAAUGCAAAAUCCACUGGCAACACCUCAAGAUGUCACGUGUACGCACAUUCUCGUCUUUCCAACCAGUGCCAUUGCUCAGUCUUCACAAACAGCCUUCCAGGACAUUCAGCACAUCAAUGAUCUCGAUGAAGAGUUCUUUCCAAGUCUCGAUGAUGAUGAUGGAAUGGACGGAAUGGAAGCUAUGAAUGGCCUUGGGGAUAUUUUCGAUCAGUGGGACACUGAACCACAAAUGCCUCCUGCAAGUCCUGAACGAGCCUCCAAAUUGGGCAGUCCUGGUGGAAUGGAGGACAAUCGUAGUCGUCAGAGUCCAGGUCCCAGUGGUGGAAAUUGCAGUCAAACGAGAAAUCUCCAUUCGUCACAGGACACAGAAGAGGUGGGUCAGUUGCUGCAGCAACCUCUAGCGCUGGGUUAUUUGGUGUCAACAGCGCCAACGGGGCGAAUGCCUUCGUGGUUCUGGUCAUCGUGUCCUCACAUGGAGAAUGUCUGUCCGGUCUUCCUGAAGACUGCCCUGCAUCUUCAUAGUCCAGCCAUUCAGCAAAAUACAGAUGACUUGCUGCAGCAGAAUCACUCUUCGGCCACUGAUCAUCCUCUGGACUCACAAUUUACUGCCGAUGUUUUGCGACAUGUGCUCGAAGGAUACAAUGUCCUGUCGUGGCUGGCAAUGGAUGCCAAUACACGCGACAGGCUUUCGUGUUUGCCAAUUCAUGUGCAAGUUUUAAUGCAGCUCUAUCAUAUGACGGCAGCUCUUGCGUAAGCAUACCCCCCUCUCAGAAAAAAAAGUAACAAACGGACGGGAAAAGGAAGUAAAGGACAAAAUACUCAAAAUGUUUGCAAAGACGACUAACUUAUUGAAAUUAAUUAUCUCUGUUCAAUUGGUAUAAAUCACAAAAAAAACUGAAUGAGAAAGGAUUAACUGAAAAAAAAAAAAUCUGUGCAUAGUUUUAAUGUGUACGGAAGAUAGUUUACUCGCAGGAUAAUUUGCCUAGGUACAGGAGUAAAUGUCAAAGUUAUUAUUUUUUUUUAUUAGUGGACAUGUAAGAGCGAGUGAAUUUAUCGUGACAACGCGCGUAGAGUAAAAAAGAAAGGUGAGAAAUCGUACCACAAGAGAAAAAAAUAUUAAAUCCUGCAGAAUAUCAUUUUUCUUUUAAAGAUUUAUUGUAUUGAAUAGUUGAUUUACAUCCACAUAGGCCUCCUCUUUGGAUUAUCUGUGAUAUUAGAUACUAAUAUAUUUGAGUGAAAGUGGAUAAAAGAAGGAAAUUAUGAUAAUUAUAUUAUUAAAAAAAAAGUAUAAAAGUAAAUUAUAUAGUAAUGACUUAGACAUAAAAGAAAGGUAUAUAAUCUAUACAUAAAAAUAAUUAUUGAAAAAGAAAAAAAUCGUUUCAAAUAUUAAAUAACAUAAGGAUUGUAGCUGAAUAUUUAAAAGAAGAAAAAAAAACAUUACUGUAUUUAUAUGCAAUUUCAAAGUAAAUUAUCAAAUUAUUUUUUUUUUAAUUAGUAAAGAUAUUUAAUAAAAUCAACAUAUGCAUAGUAGUUAAUUGUAUAACACUGAACUAAGGUCUUCUAUGGAGGAAGAAAAAAAAUUGUAUGUAUAUGUAUAUAUUCUAGUUUGUCUCCCGUUUUUAUUCUCUAGAAAAAGAAAAUUCUCAAAAAAAAAAAAAAUGAAAGAGUUGAAGCAGGUCUGACGAAGAGAAAUUAUCCAUUUGAAUUUCUGGCACAACUGACAUUGCUAUUUUCAGUUUCUUCAAUGCUUUGCACGGAGGAAUAUUUGACCUUGUAAAUGACCUCUACCAAGAAAUUUGACACAGUGGCAUGUCCUUCAGAAAAUAUUAUCUGGGAGGGGUUUAAAGAACGACAGUUAUCCAAACAGAAAGAUUCCCGAAAGCUAACUUAUUCCCUCCGUUUUACUUCUCAAUCUACAAAGCAUCCAAUAGUAACGAUUUUACAUAUGACCACGCCCUGAAAGAAGCCACGCCCCUUUUAGUAUUAUUAAUAAAAUAAAUUCUCUAAUUUUUAAGGAGAAGUUCAAGUAUAACGAGUACAAAAAGGAAUUAAAUGCAGGAAGGUCGGAGACGAAUUAAUAUUUGGGGUGGGAAAUUCAUCUUACCCGAAGGUUAUAGUACUGUAGUAGGAGGAGCAUAAAAGGAGCACUUCAUGUGAUUUUGGGGGGAUCUCUAGGCAAAGAAAACAAUCAUACAAUCUUGAAAAUUCUAAACACUGAGAAAAAAAAGACGGUGGGAUUGACUUUUUUUCCUCAUAACUUUAACACUUUUUAGGUGUAAAAAUAUAUCAAAAUUUUUUAGUGUUAAUUUUACACCUUUUUAAGGGUAAAAUUAACAUUUCCGGAAUGUUAUUUUAACUUUUUCGGAUUUAUCUCAGUGAAGGAAUCGUCCGAUCUUUGGAUCGCGUGAUCUUGCAAUCUCUCAGCAAGGAAUAAUGCAAUCUUGCGAUCUGUAACCAAAGUCGUCCGUUUAUGCGAUUUCUAUGCAGUAAUCAUGCGAUUUUACGAUCUAUUUGCAGGAAAUCGUGCGAGCUUACAAUCUUUAAAGAAAAAGUUGUCCUUUCAUGCUAUCUCUAUGUGUAAAUCGUGAAAUUUUGCAAUAUGUGAUCGAGAAAUCGGAUGAUUUUGCUCUCUCCAAACAAGGUAUCUUGCGAUCCUACAACCUCUAUUCAAAAAGUCGUCCGUUCAUGCGAUCUGUAAACAUAAAUCGUGUAAACUUGCGAUUUUGAAGCAGGAAAUCGUGCGAUCUUGCGAUUUCUAAACAAACAAACUUGCAAUCAUGCAAUCUUUAUGAAGAGUUCGUGCGAUUUUGCGAUCUAUGAACAAGAUUUCGUGAAAUCUUGGUAUACCUGUGCAAGAAAUCGUGUAAUCUUCCGAGAUCUUGCGAUAACUGUGAUUUCAGUUCAAGAAACUUCGUUCUUGCGCAACAGCAAAUCUUGCGAUAUUUGUGCAACGUAUUUAUGCCAUUUUGCAAUUUUCCUUUCGUAUCUCGCUUGAAUAUCCAUUUAAUCAUCCCUGUAUGCAGAUAAAUAGAGAAAAAGACAAAUAAAGUAAGGGAAAAUUAUAAAUAAUAAAACCUCUGUCCAAAGGAAACAAAAUUUCCAGACUGGGAUAUGAAGAACUGGGAUUAAAUUAAUUAGGAAUCAAAUUAGAUAGGGUAAGUGUGCCAAAUUCCGGCCAGCUUGCAAUUCCGGCCACCUUUUUUGUUCCUCGAAUUUUCAUGAAUUUUUAGUUUUUACAUACUCCAGAGAUUAUACAAUGCAAAAGAAUAACAAUAAAUGUAGCUUUGACAAACGAGAUGACGUGAAAAAGAUUGGAAAAAUUCCCGAAGGGCAAGAACUAUGAGAAUGAAGGUGGCCGAAAUAGGGUACCAAAGCUAUGUCUAUAUUUUUAUUCAUUUUAAAAUGUAUUAAGAAUGAUUUUAGAGUAAAUAAAGACAGUAAACUCUUUACAAGGAUCCAAGCAACACUCUUACAGAAGAAAGGAUUAAAAAAAUCAAUUUUUAUUUAAAAUAUUACAUUUCAAAAUUGAGACUUUGACGUUUGCAUGCAACUAUGCCGAAAUUUGACACACUUACCCUAGUUUACUUUCGUUUACCUUCGCUUACUGGAUAGAUGAUCAAUCUAGUGUCCCUUGCGUACAUUUAAAACUGGAUAAGUGAUACCCUACGAAGAAGGCGUGGCCAAUUUUGGUAAGUCGGGCUUAAAGAUUCUUCCUACGCACCAAAUAGAGAAUGUAUCUACUUAGCUACGGUAUUCAUUUAUCGAUGACUGAAAAACUGAAAUAUAAAGUUUUUUGGAAGUAUUUUCUGAAGAACAUAGCUGAGACAAAAUUUAUGGGCGUGGCUUAGAAGGUCACGUACUACUCUAACGCAAAAAAAAAGAAACAAAAAAUAGUGAUGUAAGGUGAAGGAGCCCCAAUUUUUCACAAAGAAAAACGACUCAAGAUUAUUGACUAGCACAAAAUAUAUUUAAAGAAAAAAUGAAGAAAUUGGAUGAUUGUUAUAUUGUUUUUUUUUUAUUUACUCAAUUCUUUUAAAAUGCAAAUUUUUGGAUGUUUGAAUAAUUUUUUUUUAUUUAAAGAAAGGGAAAAAAAUCUCAGUCGUUUGGUCUAAUUGAGAUGUUUUGUUUUAUUUUUUUUAAUGCUAGAGAUGGGAAUGAAAUAAAAAUUAGGAUGAAGCUGACAAAAUAUUAAAUGAAAAAAAGAUGGUGAAGAAAAGAAAAGUACCCAAAGACUGACUUUGUGGACUCAAAAACCACGAGAAUAUUUCUUUUUUUGUCCAACUAUACACUGGAGAUUUAUUUCUUUUCACAAAAUAGGAAUAAUGUAUAACAGAAAAUUUUUAGAAUGAAAAAAAAAACUUAGGUAAAGGUUUCAAAAUCAACACUUGAGAUGAACAAGGAUAAUUUUUAAAACAAAAAGUGUAAUAACAUUUUUAUUUUUUUUAUAAUUGAAAUUUAAAUAAAGUUUUUUUUCUGCGAUUUUUUUUGUAUUGAAGAUCUAUUGCUUCGCUGAGAUGAACAACUUUAAAUGAAGAAAAAAAAAUGGGAAAAUUCCACUCAAGUCAAUAUUUACUUAACAAAAAAAAAAUGAAGUUAAAUUUAAAAUAUUAAAAGUAGGAAGAAAAAAACGGGGCCAAACAGAAAGCGUGGGGCGAAAAUUUUUUACAACAUUUCAUACAAAAAAAACCUUCGUCUUCUAAUUUCCACUAUCACAACUUUGUUUUCCAAAUGCUGAAACUAAAAUGCCCUGCGAUAGAUUUUUCUCUUUUACAGAAUAAAUGUUUUUUGAAUGAACCGUUUUUUACCAAACAAUCCAACAAUUUUUGUAUGUUAAGCAUUAUUCAGAUGUUGUUAAAUAUUUCGUAUUGGAAAAUAUUUUAGGGGAAUGGUAUUCUCUGAUUGGGCUGGAGCUUUGAGUGCUUUUGAAAUCUUGCCGAUUAGAAGACGGCAAUGGACUCCAAUAUUCAAUCCCAAGGCAUUUUUUUUAUUGCAUGGGACUCAAAUAUUCAAUCCCAAGACGUAUACAUGCGUUCGCGAUAUCUGAUUGGCUAGAGCUUGACAGAAGUCAAAGCUUUAUUCAACCAGAAAAUGGAAUAGGACUCAAAUAUUCAAUCCCAAAGCAUUUUUUUAUUGCAUGGGACUCAAAUAUUCAAUCCCAAGACACUUUUAUUGCAUGGGACUCAAAUAUUCAAUCUCAAGAUAUUUUUAUCCAUUCGCAAUCUCUGACUGGCAGAAGCUCAAAACCUUUAAAAGUUUUAGCUAAUUAGUGAACGCCAUUCAAAUAAAAUAUUUUCCAGAAUAAAAUAUUCAAUUACUUGUGAAUAAUGCUUUAAUUGUAAAAAAAAAAUAUAUUGAAGAAAUUCUGCGCAGUUUUGGGAUUUGUCUCAAAAAUGAAAAAUGAAUUUCAAGCAAAUUUUUGAACAAAAUAAUCUAAAAAAAAUUUCAAAGUGAAAUUGAGCAAAAAAAUUAGUAGUAUAAAUUGUGUAUUUAACAGUCACAACAAUGACACUCACUAACGGAUAACUUUAUAAAUAAAUAAAUAAAGAAAAAUAUGAUAAUGCAACUAAAAUGAAUUAAUAAUGUUAAAAAAAUGAACAAAAACCAAAUAUUCACAAAAAUCUGGACACAAUAUUAAAUUAUUAGCUAUAAACUAAAUUUUAGUAUAAAUGACGUUUGUACAGAAAGGGAAAGAGAGAAAAUUUUGAAAUGAAAAAAAAUCAAUUUUAAUAAUAAAAUUACUAAAAGACGAAUCAUGAGUAAUUAAAAAACAUAUUAAAAAAAAACUUGUAAAUUAUUUAUUGAGAAGAUUGAAAAACAAAGGAAAAUGGAAUAUUGAGAGGAAGGAAAAUUGUAGUUUUCAGUCAAUUUAUAGAGAUUAUUGUAUAUUUAUUCAUUCCCCAUCCACAACCUUCCAAUCAAACCCAGAAAUAUUGUCUCGGAUUGAUAAAAACAAAGAACAAUGCGUUUUUGUGACAUAACUGAUGAAGAAGAAAAGAUUGAAAAUCACUCAUUAGAUGUAAUAAUCAUAAAUUAAAAGUAUAAACAAAAGUUUUUAAGUGAUUUUAUUUUUAAAUGAACAAUUACAAAAAAAAUGCGUCUAAAUUAAAUCUUGUAUAUAGUGAACAUAUUUUAAAUUAAAUUAUAUUAAUUAAAAAAAAGGAAAAAAUAAAAGCAUAUAACUUAAACAAAUUAUUGUAUUAAUUGACAAAAGUGAAAAAAAAGAAGAACAUGAAUUAUUACUGUAUUUGAGAUGAAAAAUUCUUAAGGAUAUAUAAUAAAAAAAACUCACUUCUAAAUAACACACAUUACACAACAAAGAAAACAAAUAGUAAUUUUAAUUUAGUGGUUUAAAAAAAAAGAAAAAUUUUUGGAAAAAGAGAAAUAUAAAUAAAUGUAUAAUUACUUGAUGAUUAAAACAUGCAAAAGAACGGUCUUUUUAGAAAACAAUACCAACUGUGUUGUCUGGAGUGAUAUAAUUCCGAAAGGAGACUGAUUAUUCCAUUUUUUUU
Molecule: messenger RNA, 13403 nt
Organism: Phlebotomus papatasi
Lineage: Eukaryota; Metazoa; Arthropoda; Insecta; Diptera; Psychodidae
Gene: skd
Product: mediator of RNA polymerase II transcription subunit 13
Exons: 16
Coding region: 8-7648 (2546 amino acids)
Biological process (GO): regulation of transcription by RNA polymerase II
Cellular component (GO): mediator complex
Molecular function (GO): transcription coregulator activity
Source: RefSeq, a predicted model, not a curated record